GGUGAUCGAAUCUGCGCAGGACUGGCUCAUCUCCAACGAACCUACAGUCAGGUACAGCACUGGUGAGUUUGAAUUGAAUAAACUUUAUGCGUUUGUGUUUGUGAUGACGUAGAGUGACCGCCGGGGGGCGCCGCAGCUCCUCAGCUGAGAGGGUGAAACCUGACUCCCCCAUCUGUGUCUCUGUCUGUAACAGCCCCCCUUCCUCCUUCUCCCCCUCCUCCUCCUUCUCCGGGGGAAGCGCGCGCUGCCAGAGCAGGCGGAGUCGGAAACGCGCAGCAGCGUCGGUCCGUCGUGUCUGCGGCUCCGCGGCUUCUCUUGGUGUCUGUGUCGGAUCCUCCGGGAGCGGCUUCUUCUUCCAGCCCGCAGGAAAGCGGCGGAUCUUCGGCCUCACGGACGGACGGACAGGGCGGGCAGCGCGGCGGGGAUAGACCCGGCUCGGCUCGGCUCGGCUCGCCUCCUCCUCCCCUCGCUGCGGUGGAAAAACCCGGACGGAGGCCCGCAGUGUGCGCUCAGCCUCCCGCAGGCCUCCGGCCCGGACUCCCGCUUUUGUCCCGGAAAAUGGACGGAUUCACCGGCAGCUUAGAUGACAGCAUGUCUGGAGCAAGUGUCUCCGAUGUCAACGACCGUCUCUCAGCUCUGGAGCUUCGUGUCCAGCAGCAGGAGGACGAGCUGACUGUGAUGAAAGCUGCUCUUGCUGAUGUCCUUCGCCGCCUCGCUGCCUCUGAAGUCUCAGCGGCGUCCUCAACCAAGAAACAACAUGGAGGGAAAGGAGGUGCUGCGCUGCGUGAAGCCUACUCAAUGUCCUGUAUCGCUAAUGGAGGAACAUCUGGACGUAAAAGAGACUCCACGUCUGUCACCAGGAAGGAGACGGUGUCGUCUGCUGCCAAGAGCGGAACGGACAGGAAGAAGGAGGUCAGCAGUCAGCGGUCUCAGAUGGAGGAGAUCCAGGAACAUGAGGAACCUCCUCGUCCAAAGGACCUGUCCCCCUCUCCUUCCUCCCCCCACCCUCCCCAGACCCCCCCGAUCCCCCAGCAGCAGAGACUGGUCCAGUCCGCCGACAGCAGUAAAGGCCACGCACUUCUCAAAAGGGGUCCCAGUGUGAAGCGUUCCUCAGGUAUGGAGCGUUCUCAGAGCAGCACCUGGGACACGUCUGAGGACACCAGGAACAAACUGGUCAAAGCUGCAUCCACGUCCAAACUGCUCGCCAAGGUGGUGAAGAACGCAGACAGACACAAAGACGUGGUCGUCAGUCAAGCCAAAAUGUCAACACGAGAGAAAAACAGCCAAGCAGAGGGGAACCACAUUAAGAUGUUCAUGCGUGGGCGACCGAUUACCAUGUUCAUCCCUUCAGACGUGGAGAACUACGAUGAUGUUCGGACAGAACUUCCUUCAGAAAGACUGAAGCUGGAAUGGGUGUACGGUUACCGUGGCAGAGACUGCAGAGCCAAUGUUUACCUUCUUCCAACCGGAGAGAUCGUUUACUUCAUCGCCUCCGUUGUUGCCUUGUUUAACUAUGAGGAACGAACUCAGCGACAUUACCUCGGACACACCGACUGUGUCAAGUGUCUGGCCAUCCAUCCUGAUAAGAUCCGGAUCGCUACAGGACAGAUUGCAGGAGUGGACAAAGAUGGACGGGCGAUACAGCCUCAUGUUCGUAUCUGGGACAGCGUCAGUCUGUCCACUCUGCAGGUCGUCGGUUUGGGAACAUUUGAGCGAGGUGUGGGCUCCCUGGCUUUCUCCAAAGCUGACUCUGGUCAGCACCUAAGUGUCAUUGACGACUGUAAUGACCACAUGUUGACAGUUUGGGAUUGGCAGAAGAAGUCAAAGAUCGCUGAGAUCAAGACCACUAAUGAGGUCGUACUGGCUGUCGAGUUCCACCCUACCGACCCCAACACCAUCGUCACCUGUGGGAAGUCCCACAUCUUCUUCUGGACCUGGAAUGGGAACUCGCUGGCUCGUAAACAGGGAAUCUUUGGGAAAUAUGAGAAGCCAAAGUUUGUCCAGUGUCUGGCUUUCCUGAGUACUGGAGACAUUCUGACGGGAGACUCCGGAGGAGUCCUGCUGGUCUGGACCAGGAGUUCUGCUGAGACUCCCACCAGCAAGGGACCCAGAGCGUUCCAGAUCUGUCGGCAGGUCAAAGGUCACGAGGGCAGCGUGUUCUGUCUAUGUGAGAUGAGGAGUGGCACUUUGCUGACUGGAGGAGGAAAAGACCGAAAAAUCAUCCUGUGGGACCAUGAGCUGCGAGCGGAGAGGGACAUCGAGGUCCCGGAUCAGUACGGAACCAUCAGAGCGGUGUCUGAGGGGAAGGGGGAGGAGUUCCUAGUCGGGACGUCUCGUAACUUCAUCCUGAGAGGAACCUUCAACGACGGCUUCCUGGUGGAGGUCCAGGGUCACACAGAUGAGCUGUGGGGUUUGGCGUGUCACCCAUCCAGAGGGUUGUUCCUGACGUGCGCUCAGGACCGGCUGGUCUGUGUCUGGAGCUCGGAGGAUCAUAGUCUGCAGUGGAGCAGAACGCUGGAGGAACAUGGACACUGUGCCGACUUCCAUCCCAGCGGAGCCGUCGUUGCCAUAGGAACACACUCAGGAAAGUGGUACGUCCUGGACGCUGAGACGACCGACUUGGUGGCGAUCCACACCGACGGGAAUGAGCAGCUGUCGGUGAUGCGCUUCUCCGUCGAUGGCAGCCUGUUGGCCGUCGGAUCUCAUGAUAACUUUAUUUACCUCUACACCGUCUCAGAGCGAGGACGCAAGUACAGCCGCUAUGGGAAGUGCACAGGACAUUCCAGCUACAUCACACACCUGGACUGGUCACCUGACAACAACUUCAUCAUGUCCAACUCUGGAGACUACGAGAUCCUCUACUGGGACGUUCCAAACGGCUGUAAACUGAUCAGAAAUCGUUCAGAGUGUAAAGACAUCGACUGGGCAACCUACACCUGCGUACUGGGAUACCACGUGUUCGGUGUGUGGCCCGAGGGUUCAGACGGCACUGACAUCAACGCUUUGAUGAGAUCUCACAACAGGAAGGUGAUCGCUCUGGCAGAUGACUUCUGUAAAGUUCACCUAUUUGCUUACCCAUGUUCCACCCCCAAGGCUCCCAGCCAUAAAUACAGUGCCCACAGCAGUCAUGUGACCAACGUCAGCUUCCUGUAUAAUGACAGUCACCUGAUCUCGACGGGGGGGAAGGACACCAGCAUAAUGCAGUGGCGUUUGGUGGAAAAAUCUUCACUGUCUCUCAGCGACGGCCUCCUCUCUAACUCCGCCCCCCACAGGGUGGAUUCUGCCUUCACUCCAGCCCUCCCUGCAGCAGCCACACCCACCCAGGAACCUCAACCUCUUCCGACGGCUAAUGGGACCCAAGAACCCUCCCCAGACACCCCGCCCCCUACCGAGUUAGCCCCACCCAUCUCAGAGUUAACCCCACCCCACUCCGAGUCGACUCCGCCCCCCUCAGACAGCACGGUUAGUCUGAAGGACAGCCUGGAGCCGAGCGACGACACGGCCACGCCCAGUGACGAGGGACUGCCCCCCCUCACCCCCCCCUCAUAGACAGAGAGUGUAUGAGUGUUGGUACAGCUAUCUUUGUGAGGACCAGGAGUUUUGUACUUUGUGAAGACAUCUUUACAAAGUGGGGUCAUUUUGUUUUGUUCUCACUUUGUGUUGGAUGUUAAGUGUCUGUACGAGUAUCAGGACUUGGUUUGAAGGUCAGAACCAGAUUAACGGGAUUAUGGGUCAGGGUCCAGCUUGCAGUGGAAACAGACAAAACGUGAUGAUGUCAUUGUGUGACUUCUCUGAUGUCCGUCCAGAACAAACAUUCAUAAAGAAAAAAGAACCGUUGUGUUUUCUUCAGUAUCACAUUGAUCUGCUGACGGUUGUCCGUACUUCCAAACAGGAGCCACUCAGUUUCCUGUUUCUUCAUCUCACCUGGCCAAAUCAAGAGUUCUUGUGGUUGUGAUGUCAUUAAUGUUCGUCUCUAGGGUUCGGACGUGCAUGAUGUCAGUGACGGUCCUCACAAGUAUAGAAGUACAAGUGUGUGUGUGUGUGUGUGUGUGUGGGACUCGAACCUGUGGCAGCGGUGUCACACUGUUCUUCUCAUCAAUCAGCUGUUAAAAUAAACUUUCCUUCAGUUUGAACAAAUGUGAUGUCACAGUUUGAAACACCUGGAGAUUUACCUGAGCAACAGCUGGAGGAGGAGUCUUUACCUGACACCCACCUGUCACACCUGAACAGGGUUUGGUUUUAAAGUCUCACCUUGGUCCAGGUGAGCGUUCUUCCUGUCUGUCCCAGGGGGCAGUAGAGAACAGAGGACAGCAACAGCUGAACCAGGUGAGACAGGAUGAAACCUGACAGGUGUGACUAACCAAUCAGAGCAGAGCAGUUGAACAGGAAGUGUCGUGGGGGUCAGACAGAACCUGUAAGUCUUAAAUGUUUUUUAGUAUGUUUUCUCUUUGACUUUUUUAAUUUGGAGGGGGAAAAAAGAACAGACCAAUCACAUUUUAUCGAAGUUAAAAAAAGAAUUAAUAAUUAAAAUAAUGAGUUUAAUAAUUAUUAAUAAAAAUAAUCUAUAAAUGGACUUUAAUCAGAAACCUGAAGUUUUAUUUUGACUUUGUUGUGUUUUUAUUUUGUAAACUUGCCAACCUCCAUAUUUCUGAGAGAUGUUUCACAAUAAAAGCCCUCCAGGAAAGAGACAGAACUCCGGAGGCUUUUAUUGUGAAACAUGAAGAAGAUGUGAACUACAAACCAGAGAGCCUUUAAACUACGACUCCCAAGAUGCAUUGCACUCAGAAACAUCCUGUUGUCUCAGGUCCUGUUCAGGUCUUAAAUCUGUCAGAACCAGGUCGGUCUCCCAGGUCGACUCACUGAUGUAAACAGGAAGUGAACAGAAUGUAAACAGGAAGUGAACCUCCAGAGUGAAAACUGUGACUCAGAUGUUUUUAAUAAUCAGCGGUGGAUCGGAGACGUCCGUCUGACGGAGGAUCUGUUUGUAUAUACUGCAGAUAUCUGUGUGUAUAUUUCUGUUCACCACCAGAGGGCAGCAGCUCCUCAGCUACACUGUAAAAAUACUCAGCCGCCCUUCACAUUCAAAACUCACAUCUCUCAGCCAAUCAGGAAGCAGGAAACAUAUGAGGUCCUCUCCUCUGAUUGGCUGCUUUUCAGUGACUCACUGAAUGACUGCUGAUGUUUGUUUUUGUCUUUUCUGGACCAUUUCUGUUCAUAAUGUUUUCUGAAUGUCAUGAUGAUGUCACUCCAGGGGUGGGGGGGGUGGGGGGGGUCAUUGAUGUUUUUGCCUUUUUAAUACUCCUCAUCUUUAAUAUCUUCAUCUUUUCUACGUUCGUUUCUCUGAAGGGCUUGUACAGAGUUCAGGGACUCACCUGGAUGUUCAGGGACUUGCCUGAAUGUUCAGGGACUCGCCUGAAUGUUCAGGGACUUGCCUGGAUGUUCAGAGACUCCCUGAAUGAUCAGGGACUCGCCUUGAUGUCCAGGGACUCACUGAAUGUUCAGGGACUCACCUGGAUGUUCAGGGACUUGCCUGGAUGUUCAGGGACUCGCCUGGAUGUUCAGGGACUCACUGAAUGUCCAGGGACUUGCCUGGAUGUCCAGGGACUCACCUGGAUGUUCAGGGACUCACUGGAUGUUCAGGGACUCGCCUGGAUGUUCAGGGACUCUCUGAAUGUUCAGGGACUCGCCUGAAUGUUCAGGGACUCCCUCAUCAUCCAGGGACUCACCUGGAUGUUCAGGGACUCCCUCACUGAAGAUCCAGGUGAGUCCCUCAACAUCCAGGCGAGUCCCUGGAUGAUGAGGGAGUGCCUCGAUAUUCAGGGAUUCACUGAAUGUUCCGGGACUUGCCUGGAUGUUUGGGGUGGGGCAGGGUUACAUGAGGGGUGGGGUGUUAUGGGAGUUUCUGGAUUCAAGUGUUUGUUUAUUUUACAGUGUUCUGUAACGACGUUGAUACACAUGAUGAUGAUGAUGAUGAUGAUGAUGAUGUUCAUGUGACUGUUUUGAGCCAAUCAUGUCUUCUCUCAUGCAUUCCUGUCAGACGACAGACUGUACUGAAGAUUUCAACAAAAAAAUGCAAAUAAAUGUUUUCAGACCGA
Molecule: messenger RNA, 6095 nt
Organism: Epinephelus lanceolatus (giant grouper)
Lineage: Eukaryota; Metazoa; Chordata; Actinopteri; Perciformes; Serranidae
Gene: eml4
Product: EMAP like 4
Biological process (GO): microtubule cytoskeleton organization
Cellular component (GO): mitotic spindle
Molecular function (GO): microtubule binding
Source: RefSeq, a predicted model, not a curated record